Messenger RNA from Nyctereutes procyonoides (raccoon dog), 2956 nucleotides. RefSeq names its product arginine vasopressin receptor 1A (gene AVPR1A). NCBI's taxonomy places the organism in Eukaryota, Metazoa, Chordata, Mammalia, Carnivora, Canidae. Gene Ontology annotation, cellular component: membrane. Gene Ontology annotation, biological process: positive regulation of vasoconstriction; regulation of systemic arterial blood pressure by vasopressin; G protein-coupled receptor signaling pathway. The coding region runs from base 147 to 1391 and encodes 414 amino acids. Gene Ontology annotation, molecular function: peptide binding; vasopressin receptor activity. The record is from RefSeq and is a predicted model, not a curated record. The transcript is spliced from 2 exons.
AGUCGAGGGGAAGCCCGGCGCGGAACGGGGCCUCCAGGCGCCCGAGCGCAGCCCCGCGGGCGCUGGGACAGGCGACCGGGCAGGGCGCGCAGGGAGCGCAGAGCGCAGCGGCCUCCGCCCGGCCGAGCGAGCGCUGCAGCCGCGGCAUGCGCAUCCCCGGGGGCCCCGGCGCCCCGUCCGCCGGCAACUCCAGCCGCUGGUGGCCCGCGUCCGGCCGCGGCGCCAACGGGAGCGGGGACGCGGGGGCGCUGGCGGACGGCGGCGGGCCCCCGAGGGACGCGCGCAACGAGGAGCUGGCCAAGCUGGAGAUCGCCGUGCUGGCCGUGACCUUCGUGGUGGCCGUGCUGGGAAACAGCAGCGUGCUGGUGGCGCUGCACCGCACGCCCCGCAAGACGUCCCGCAUGCACCUGUUCAUCCGCCACCUGAGCCUGGCCGACCUGGCCGUCGCCUUCUUCCAGGUGCUGCCGCAGAUGUGCUGGGACAUCACCUACCGCUUCCGCGGGCCCGACGGCCUGUGCCGCGUGGUGAAGCACCUACAGGUGUUCGGCAUGUUCGUGUCGCCCUACAUGCUGGUGGUCAUGACCGCCGACCGCUACAUCGCCGUGUGCCACCCGCUGAAGACGCUGCAGCAGCCCACGCGCCGCUCGCGCCUCAUGAUCGCCGCCGCCUGGGUGCUGAGCUUGGUGCUCAGCACGCCGCAGUACUUGGUCUUCUCCAUGGUGGAGGUGAACAACGUCACCAAGGCCAACGACUGCUGGGCCACCUUCAUCCAGCCGUGGGGGCCCCGCGCCUACGUGACCUGGAUGACGGCUGGCAUCUUCGUGGCGCCCGUGGUGCUCCUGGCCACCUGCUACGGCUGCAUCUGCUCGCACAUCUGGCGCAGCGUCCGCGGCAGGACGGCCCUGCGCGCGGGGGCGGCGGCGGGCGCGGGCCCGAGGGGCCUCCUGCGGGCGCCCGGGGCCAGCAGCGUGAAGACCAUUUCCCGCGCCAAGAUGCGCACCGUGAAGAUGACUUUCGUGAUCGUGACCGUGUACGUCGUUUGCUGGGCGCCCUUCUUCAUCCUCCAGAUGUGGUCCGUCUGGGACGACGGGUUUGUUUGGAUAGAAUCAGAAAACCCAGCCAUCACCAUCACGGCAUUACUGGCUUCCCUGAACAGUUGCUGCAAUCCCUGGAUCUACAUGUUUUUCAGUGGCCAUCUCCUGCAAGACUGUGUGCAGAGCUUCCCAUGCUGCCAAAACAUGAAGCAAACAUUCAACAAAGUAGAUUCUGACAGUGUGAGCAGAAGACAGACUUCCUAUACUAACAACCGAAGCCCGACAAACAGUAUGGGCACAUGGAAGGACUCCCCUAAAACUUCCAAGUCCAUCAAAUUCAUUCCUGUUUCAACCUGAACCCACAUUCACACAGCCCGCCUCUUGUAAAGAAAGGACUUUGGGGUCCACUGGCUGAAUCCAGCUAGAAAUCAUGAGAAGAAAUGAACUUAUAGGUGAUAAGUGUAAAGUGAUUUGGUGAGGACAAAGACUGUAUUUCUCCUUGCAUUUUCACAUUGUCUGGACCAAAAGUUAUGAAAUGUUUUAUAUGUGAUGUUAAUAAAACAAACAAACCUGCCACACUAAAGUUUGCAGGCUGAAUUCCCAGAAAUAUAAUAGAAGUUAUAUUUCUAAAGGAAAAAUCAUCACCACCCUGGCUUUACAUUCUGUUGUUGGUUUCCUUUCGUUUCUUUUAUUAUGGACAUAACUAAGGCCUGAUUGGUUUAGAAGUCAUACGGUGUAGGGGCCUUUUUUUCUGAACAAAGUGAGCUCAUCGGCAGUCUUAGUGUUUGAAAGGAAUUAGAAGACAUUUCAGAGAAAUUGUUUUCAUCCAGUAAGAGUCAGUUUCUGCAUCUGAAAAUGCAGCCUCACACAGUGUCCUGGAGAUGGGAAGGUGCCUUGCACAGGCAUGAGUACUUGGGGCAUACGGAGCAGGGAUGCCUGGUUCACAGCAGCAAGAGGAAAGUUCUGUUCAAUGCUGUAAAUCACCUCAAUUUCUAAAUGGUAACUUUAGAACUGGUGGUUCCCUCAUGUUUUACCAGUUGUAGAAAGCACAAUUAUUAUGAUGCUGAAGGUUAGAGAAAAUACGGUCAAAUGGCCAACAAAACCACUGUUCUCCCACCGCAAGGCCAUUUGAAAGUCAGAUUUGUACAGGGAAAGUCAGAUUUGUACAAGGAAUAUUCGAUUUUAUUAGAAGAGGAGAAAUGGAUUAUCCAAGGUACUAUGUAGACUUUCUCUAGAACACUGUAAACAUGUUUUGACUAGUGUUAUAAACUAUCCUGUGUCACGCUGGUUCAUGUGUGGGGUGUCCAGAUUUAUAAAUAAAAGAGUUUCUAAAGAGUGACUCCAGAUUGAGGCACUUGGGUGCCUCAGUUGGUUAAAGGUCUGACUCUUGGUUUCAGCUCGGGUCAUGACCUCGGGGUCCUGAGAUUGAGCCCUGCGUGGGGCUCCUUGCUCAGCAUAGAGUCUGCUUGUCCCUCUCCCUCUGCUCUGCUCUCUUGAAUAAACAAAUAAUCUUUUUUAAAAAAGUGACAGGAUAUAGAAUGCCCUCUCAUUCUUAAUUAAAAAUAAUUUAGUCCUUCUUUCUGUCUCCUAUCCAUUUAACAGUUACAUAGCAGCCAGAGGCAUGGUUGGGUAGGAGGAGGGUAGGAUAUUGGGGGGGGAAAAACUAUUGGGCACUAAUAUGGUUUUUUGCUACUAAUGCAUGACUUUGGCAAAUUACUUAAAGACAAAAAUAAAAUAAAAUUUAAAAAAAUUUACUUAAAGACACAUAAAGCCUUCAUUUCUUUGGCUGUACAAUGAGGUUGAUAACUCCUCACAGGAUUGUUGUGAGAACCAGAUGAAGUCAAGGGUGUGAAAAAAUCUUCAUGAACUGUCGAGUGCUCUACGAAUGUACCAGUUACUUUUAUUAUAGUCUUAAUAAAAGU